AUGGCUCCCAUCGACAACGAUCUGUAUGACUAUCCCCGGCCCCGGCCCGGCGCCCUUCACCCCGGGGACAGCUGCAUCGACCUGUCUAGCGAGCUGAACAGGUCAUAUCCCGACGCCGGCCUGUCGAUGCUGCUGGGCACGCUGGGCGUCCAGCCCUAUGGGCUGGGUAAUGUGUGCCCGGAGACGCAGGUCCACGAUGUGGUCAUCGUCAGCCUGGAGAUGAUGGCCUGCCCGCGGAACCCGUCCAACAUCAUCAUGGGCAUAUCCACCAUGGACCUGAGGCGCAUCCACCAGCUCGUCCUGACGGGGGACCUCAAGUCAUCCAGGAGGUUCCCGGCCCCGAUCAUCUCGCACAUGUACUACCUCUCGGACGAGGGGUCGGGCACCACCACCCCGCGUCCGCCCCCCUCGUCGCAGUUCUGCGAACGCUUCUGCACCGGAGUCGAGUCAACCGUGGACCUGGGCGCCCUGGACCGCAUACUGGACGAUGUCGUCGACCAGGGCCGCGACUACAUCCUCGUCACGUCCACACCGGCGGCUGAGGCCGAGGCCAGCAACUACUUGGACCACAUCACCUCCCGUGACUCCAGGAAGCCCCUCGCCGUCCUCUGCGUCGGCAGCAUGGCGCCCCUCCUCAGAUUCCCGGACCCAGCACUCGGCCCGGCCCUCACGAGCGCCCUAAACACCGCCGACAUCUACCGCCACACCGAGCUCGGCUACAUGGCCCUCCGCAUGGCCCUGCACACUCUCAGGGUCCCUCACCUGGACGAGUUUAAUCCGGGGGACCUGUCCGGCUACGUCAUCCGCGCCCUCCUCAGUAUCGUGGUCCGCUGCUGCUCGCCCGAGACGACGAGAGGCCCCGGAUAUCCCGGCGCCCCUGGCGAGCCGACCCCCGUGGUCCUCCAGAUCAUCUCCAUGAUUGCUCACCACAGCCCAUUCGUGGCCCGCGACGGGCUGAACAACAGCUGGUGGGCGGUGGAUGGAACCAAGCUCCCCAGCGGCCACGAUGGAGACUUUGACGGCGCAGACCGCCGCCCUGCCGAUCAGCUCUGGCCCGACGAGCACGACUACGAUGACCCCCAGCUCGAGUCUCGAUGGCCGUCUGCACAUGAUACUUCCGGCAGCGGCUACAGCCCUGAUGCCUAUGAACCUCCCGUCCCUGACGUCAUUAGCCGACGGGAGGAGCGGAGGCAAGAGCAGGAGCAGGAGCAGGAGCGGGAGGACCACAGCCAGUCCAUUCCUGGCCAACAAGUCCCAGACACCGAAGUCGACGCGGAAGAGCCUGAUUCUGGACAUGAGCACGGAGGCGAUAGCCACGGCCCGACCUAUCCCGAGGCCGCCGUCAAUCACGACCCCCUGUACUUCCAUCCUAACCGUUUCCUGCGCAGGGCUAAUGCCGAGGCCGAGGGGAGUGCUGCUCGCCAAGACACAGAGACCAUUACUGCUGGCGAGGUCGCAAAUAUCCCCACUACCUUCGACCCCACCGACAUGGUCUACGCGUGCUAUCCCGGCGUUGGCACUGCCGGAUACCAUGCUUCCAACGGCAUCUUUACUUCUGUUCGAGACCAGCCCCAAGAGGAGGGCUCCGGAGAGGACGUUGCCGACCUUGAAGAAGAUUCUGAACAAGACUUCGAAGAAGGCUCUAGCGAGGUCGACGAGAACGGCUACAUCCUCAGAAGCUCUCUGCCCCUCUACCAGCAGCACCACACCGACGUGGCCGCGCUUCCGCCACGGCUAUCACCGCCAACGCCAUUCAACGACGACGACAGCAGCAAUGGCAGCUCCACGGCCCCCGGUCAAGAUCAUGAUCAUGGCCAGGGCCAGGGCCAGGGCCGAGGUCAGAGAGAGCCCUACCGCCACCCGGCAACACCAAACGGCUGGGUCCACAUCGCCACCAAGAGGACCCUCACCAGCCCCCAGGGGUACUACUCCAUCUUCACGGACUGGGACUACGACGGUCUGACCGAGGUAGGCUGGUCCCACACCGACAUGCACUCCACCCUCGCCUCCGACCUGGAACACCGCAGCCCCCCCUUCACCCCCGGGGGGGACGCGCUGUUCCUCACCAACAACUCUGUCAUGACAUCGGUCGUCGACGGCGUCGUCAUGUACUUUACCGGCAUCAACCGGGGUCCCAACCCUACUGCCGUUGCUGCCACGAAUACUGUCCAGGCUGGUACUGCCAACGCCGAGUUCGCCGCCGCCGCCGCCGCCGCCGCCACGAAUGCUGCUGCUAAUGCCGACGACGAUGCUGAUGCUGACGCUGAUGCUGUCGUGGCUGCUGUCCUGUUCGAUGGCGAAGUUGAUAGCGAGGAGAAUGUUGAUGUUCCUCCCGCGGGUGGCAGGUUCUCAGAGUAUGACAUCCCACCGGGUCUGUGGCCCCGACGGGCAAUUACGCCUCCUCCCAUGCGUCAGUACUUUCCUCGUUUGUGA
Messenger RNA from Geosmithia morbida, 2433 nucleotides. RefSeq lists its product as uncharacterized. The record is from RefSeq and is a predicted model, not a curated record. Bases 1 to 2433 code for a protein of 810 amino acids. The transcript has 2 exons. Lineage: Eukaryota; Fungi; Ascomycota; Sordariomycetes; Hypocreales; Bionectriaceae.